Tigriopus californicus is the source of this 728-nucleotide messenger RNA. RefSeq lists its product as uncharacterized. The record is from RefSeq and is a predicted model, not a curated record. Bases 127 to 621 code for a protein of 164 amino acids. NCBI's taxonomy places the organism in Eukaryota, Metazoa, Arthropoda, Copepoda, Harpacticoida, Harpacticidae. The transcript has 2 exons.
UGAAGAAGCCACAAUCGAACAAGGUUCUUCGUCGCAGUGUCAAACUAAAUAUCAAGGAAGAAAACCUAAAGCCAACCACAUAAUCUGCACUCUAAUAAGAUUAUUGCUUGUUUAUUCAAAUUCAGCAUGAUUCAUAGUGCCAAACAACAAUUUGCUAUUGCCAUUUCUUUCUGUCUCCUGUUUCAAACCACCUGCGUUCACGGAGAUGGACAAUAUCUUCAAAGCGGCCAGAAGAUCAACCGAACCGCACCCUGGCAAUUGCAAUGGCCUUACCAUAACCACUCGCGUACUGCCCGUCAAGCCGUCGUGCCAACCACGGCCACUGAGUUUGACGACAUAUCCGCCAUAACGGCUGCCGUCAUCGGACUGACCUCUUCUAUUUUGAUUUUUGACAACCUUCGGGUCCGUUUCGUGGAUUUGAGAAGGCGAAUCAACGAGAAAACUGAUCGGCAGAACGACCUUAUCCUUCGAAUUUUCCCUGUGUGCGAGGCGAUUUUGGCAGCUCGACAAGAGGCUCCCGUGCCCAUUACUGGCAAUACAGUUGACAAUACCAACAAAAUCAACGCAUUUAUUGGACACUUUGAUGACGUCAUGACUUGUGAUGCUGAUGUAACCCUUUAGAUUUCAGUAGAACUUAUACUUAAAUAAACCUACAACCAAUAUUCUAAGUUUCUCAAAAUGUCUUCCAUAGGUGAAUCAUAGGGUUAUUUACGGUUUUGAAAUUGCCG